This is a messenger RNA of Nelumbo nucifera (sacred lotus), 1707 nucleotides long. RefSeq lists its product as uncharacterized. NCBI's taxonomy places the organism in Eukaryota, Viridiplantae, Streptophyta, Magnoliopsida, Proteales, Nelumbonaceae. The record is from RefSeq and is a predicted model, not a curated record.
AGCAUUCUUUCCAAUGAGAUCAAUAUCCUUUCUCAGAAGAAAACAUGAAUCGUGGAAACACGGAGUCCACAAAACGAUCUCACGAUUACCGCCACUCAUUUCCCAAAUGUCUCCACAUCUUCUGUCCUGUUUAACAAGAACCGCCCAAGAAAUUUCAUCCUCUGCGUCAGUCCAUCUUUAUAAAGAUCAAAUUUCCUGCAUCUCACUCGAUCCAUAACCAGAAAUCAGUCUGUCCUGAUAAAAAAAAAGCUCCCUUCUUUAAUUCAAGUGUCCACUUUUCUCAUACUUCUUCAAUUUCGAUAGAAAGAUGGGUAUGGUCCUUGGGAAAAUCACUGUGGAAACACCGAAAUUUGAAGUUCUCCAAUCCUCCACAGACUAUGAAAUUCGGAAGUACUCUUCCUCAGUGGUGGCAGAAGUGACUUACGACCCGUCGGAAUUUCGAGGGAACCCUGACGGCGGCUUCACUGUUUUAGCCAACUACAUUGGCGUUUUGGGCAAACCACAGAACACAAAGCCUGAAAAGAUUGCAAUGACAGCUCCCGUUAUAACCCAAACUUCGGAAACCACUGCUGAGAAGAUUGCCAUGACAGCACCGGUCGUCACCAAGARCGGUGGAGACGGUGAAAAGAAGAUGGUGGCGAUGCAAUUCGUGUUGCCGUCCAAGUACACCAAGGCAGAGGAGGCUCCGAAGCCAACUGACGAGAGGGUGGUGAUCAAGGAGGAAGGGGAGAGGAAGUACGGGGUGGUCAAGUUUUCAGGAGUGGCAACAGACAAGGUGGUGAACGAGAAAGCAGAGAAGCUGAAACAAAGCUUGGAGAGAGAUGGGUACACGAUUACAGGGAAGUUCCUACUAGCAAGGUAUAAUCCACCUUGGCUCACUUUGCCUCCUUUGAGGACAAAUGAGGUUAUGUUUCCCAUUGAGUGAGUCUGGUACAGUCCCUGAUCUUUGUAAAGUUUUGAGUUUUGGGUUCUUCUUCUCGGUUAGUCUCCGUAAUCGACAUACUUGGCUUUACCCCCUCUUCCCUCUUGUAAGUUGAAGAAGCCGAUAUCUCCUUCAACCGUGUGUUCGCUCUUACUGUUCUGAAAACCAUUCAAGUAAUACUGCAGGCGGAUUUAUUACAGAAAUCAAGUUUUAGUCUCACUUAUCAAAUUAAGGAGACAACAGACAAUAAAAGAUCUGCUCUUGUUUAGCCAAGCUUAGUAAGGAAAACAAAUUAAUGCAAGGGCUAUGGGUUGCAUUGGAGACUCUAAGUCUCACCAUCAAUCAGAGAUUCAGAGUAAACGAGUAAUCUUAUAGCUAUGGGUUGCAUUGGAGACUCUAGAGCUCAAAUCAGCUAAAACUGUUCUCAAAAGUCUUAAUAUUUUGCAGAUGAAAUCCUACUAGUUGAAUGGCCCAUCUCCAUGCCCAUUACUCGGUCUGAGCUUACAUGCCUUGUAUACCCACAGACCAUUACUCGAUCUGUUUCUGUGAUCUGUUCAAGAAAUUUUUGGUAUGGGGUGCAGUCUAUUUGGAGGACGAGAGCAUAAACUAAAUACGGAAAAGGAAAAAAAAUUCUGUGAACCUUCCCUAAUGUUUCUAACAAAUCCUAAACUAAGAAAAAAAAAUCAUUAAACCUUUUUAGAUCUUGUGACAUGAUUGAAAAACUGAUUGUAUGGCAGAAAUAGGUUUCUGUCUCUUAAACAGAAAGAUUUAUUUGUUUCCCUAUA